UCUGCCCACGCCUCUGGGGCCCUGCGCAGCCUUCAGCCCCUGAGGGAGGCCUGGCUGCAGCCACGACCUCACUACUGACUCGCUUUUCCCCCUGACCCUCGGAGAGUGCCCCACCCCCCUUCUUCACCCCCGUCUUUUCGCUGGAGGUGGAGGGAUGGUUCAUAAAAGAAAAAGUAAAGACCUCGAGUGCGAGGCGAAGAUGGAGGAAGACGCCCAGACCCCUGACUGGGACAGCGAUGAAACGGUGAUAGAGGGGUCGGUGACCGACAGCGACCUGGAGGAAGAGGAGCUGCGCUGGAGAAGGUUGAACCUUGAUCAAGAAACAUCUCAUGGAUAUGAGUUCAGUCUCCAUUCUGACACUCCUUCUCCAGAGAUUCAAGUUGGGUUCAAACUCAGAAAGGAUCCACAAAAACAACAAAGUCAAGACAAAAUGGAACAAAAUCAAGUUCUGUUACAGACUACAGAGUGUCCACAGUUCACUGUGUCAUUUUCCCAGCCUGAAUUUUCACAGAACCACCAAAACAUUCAAGGGCCUGAGGCUGAAAAUUCUGAAGUUUUGAUACACUCAGGAAAGGAACUAAAUGAAGACAGAGAGUCUCCUGAAAUUAGUCUUCUUUCAGAUACUGCUAUCACAGUGUCUGAUAAGAUUGCUGUAAACCAAAAAUUGCUAACGGAGCCAGAGAGGCUCUUAGGAGCACCAAAUACAUUUUCUAAGCCUGGAAAUGAAGUCAUAUCACCUAAAACUUUUGAAGAAACCAGGGAUGAAGAAAGCUCACUUGAAACUUUUGUGUCUGCCAUAGAAAGGUUAUUGCCAUCACCAGAAAUUACCAGGGAGGAAAGACUGUUUGAAAAAAUGAGUGAUUUUGAACCUAGAGAGUUGAUGAACACAUUGAGCAGAUCUUCAAGUUCCAUAUCAUUACCCUUGACAUGUCACGGAGAUUUACUAGAAAACACCAAUGAUGAUGCAUUACCAUAUGAGCUGUUAGCAGCUCUGAACACAUUGUCAGAAGCCCAGGAACAACCCAUCUGUCACAGAAAAUGGGGAGGCAACGUUCUCAACCCUGGAGAUAAGUAUUUAGAACUGGAUCCCAAUAUGUCUCAGACUGAUGAAGAUUGUACACAAAAAGCAGAGACUAUAGAAGACCCAGAUACAUUUGGAUUGCAAAAUAUGAUUCAUCAGCAUGUCACUACUUGUGAUCCACUGAAUGAAAAGAGAAAUUCAAAUCCAGUAGAAAAUAGCUCUGACCAGAACACCCCUUGUGUGUUAAGGCGAUCAUCUAGACUGAAAGCAAGAAGAAAUGCAGAACACACAGAUGGCAUGUAUACAGUAUUGGAAGAGAUUUUACCAAAAAUUCUUGACUGUAAGGAUCAAACCAAUAACUCUUCAGCUGAGAAUUUCAGAAUGCAUGAUCCUACUAUACUGAUUGAAGGUAAAGAAAAAAAUAAAAAUUCAUCCAGACUGAAGAGUGGAGAACUGAUCAGAAAAAACAAAAAAAUUGCAGAAAAAUAUGAAAAAAUGAAGAUGGAUAAAAUAUCUCUUUCUACCAUUAACCGGAGAAAUAUUUUUGGAGAGAAUCUGGUCUAUAGGGCUGCUCUUCAUAAUGACAGUGAUUUUGUUCGUCAUUGUAUAAAAAAAGGUGGAAAUGUUAAUCAACGAAGUUAUGCUGGUUGGACAGCACUUCAUGAAGCUAGUGUAAGAGGAUUUUAUCAGACUGCAAGUGAACUAUUAAAAGGUGGAGCAGAUGUAAAUAUCAAAGGAAUGUACCAGAUCACACCCCUACAUGAUGCUGUGAUGAAUGGACAUUAUAAGGUGGCUGAGUUACUUCUUUUGAAUGGAGCUGAUCCAUUACUUAGAAGUGAUAAUGGAAAGUGUGCUUUGGACAAGGCCAAAGAUUCACGUAUGAAGCGUCUCCUUGAGAGAUAUGUUCCUAAACAUCAAAAACAUCUUACAUCAGCUCAAAAGAAUAGCACUGAUCUGUUAGAUGUAGAGGAUACACACCAACACAAGAAACCAAAAUUCAGUUCUAAAAAUUGCGUUGAGUUCAUUUGUGAUGAACAGUCCAACAGACAGAAACCAGAACAUGUUAAAGUUGAUAAUGGAAGCAGAGAGAGUUUAUUUGUAAGUGAAGAAGAUAUAUAUGAACAUUUCCAAGAAGAUUCCAGAAAUAUAAGACUCGGUACAUCCAAGCAUAAACAAUCAACUCUUAACCAGAAAUACCCAACAGAACUCAGAAAGAACAAUCUCCGUGUCAAAGAUCCCAGCACAAAUGUAUCUACAGAUAAAGGGAGAAGAAACAUACAACAUAAAAGCACUCAGGUAGAUGAUGAAAUCCAAGAAAACAAUCCAAGAAAGAAUAGUGCUGUCUCUUCUUCCAGUUCAUCAGCAACAUAUUCUCAUGAGCAACAUAUUCUUCAAACCAUCAGUGACCUUCCAGAAGAGUCAUGUAAACCUUCUAGCUCAGCUCUGUUAAACCUGAAAAAUGGGUUAGGUAAUAAUAUUGAGAUUUGUUCAGUUUCCAAGGAGACAUGUACUCAGAGCCUGAAUUCAUCAGAUAUUGGUCAAGAAAUAAAGUUCUUGGAAUUAGGAUCCACUGACCAAACUGAAGCUAUUUUUUUCUCCGGACUUUCUUCACAUAAAGGCAUUGAAUUACCACUCAUUAAUACAGAACAGCUGCCUCACACUCACAAAGGACAACAGCAAAUUAGCCAUUAUAAAUCUUAUGAAAAUAGUAACUUAGGUCAAGAAGAUGGGAGCCUUAGUAAGAGGGAAGACUCUUUCCCAUCUUUCAUGGAGGAAAAUUUUAAUGGUGACAAUGGUGAUUGUUGUACCUCUGAGAUAACUAUAACAUCUGAGAAGAUGGUAAGUUCUACAGCUUACAAAAACCACUAUAAUCCUAAAGAGACUAUAACAAAUAGAGUUAAAAUGGAUUUUCAGCAGUUUUUACUUUUUGAAGACCAUUUUUCACAGGAAAAUGAGUUUAAAUCAGCUAGCCUAACCAAACUCCCACAACAGGAAGCUGUUAAUUUUUCUCAUUCAGAUAAUACAAUAGUUUCUGAAGAACAUGUUACAAAUUAUGAACAAUACAUGAAUGUAAUUUCUUUUGAUCACUCAAAUGGCAAUCCUGAGAAUACUUCCUUCACUUGUACAAAAACACUUUCAACACAUGAAGUUUCACCGUUGACUGGUCAUGUGCAGCUAUUCACAAGGACUCAGGAUUAUAGUCCCAGGGUACCAACUCCUUUAAUGAAUCAAGCAGACACACGUAUUGUGGAAAAGGUGAAUAAGAAAGAAAAGACUAAAAGGAAUUACACAGACAAAGGCCAAAAAACAAGUUUUUCAACUAGGUCUUUAUCCACAGUUUUUUCUCCUCAAGUAACUGAAACAGCUGAAGUUGAAAAAGGGGAACAAGACCUUUCAGAUAGCAACACCAUACAUAAUAGAGAUUUUCAUUUUACUGACAGCCUGGAUAAAAAAUUGACCAACAUCUCACAACAUAGUCAAAGAGAAGAGAAAGAAUGCUCUCUCAAACCAGAUGAGCAGUUAACUAAUAAUACCAAUGAAGAUGAAAGCACUGUGAGAAAUUGUGAGGAGAAAGAAGAAAAAAUAGAUUCAGAAAUUCACAUGCCUACUUAUAUCCAAGGACACAAAAAAAUUCAAAAUGUCAGAAAAAGACAAAAUACCUUAAAAACUACCUACAGCCAAGAAGUGAAAGCAGCUGGAAUCAAUAAGAGAAAUGCCCGAGGGGAGAGCCGGCUUCAUUCAGCUGCUAGAAGAGGAAAUUUGUCUCUGGUGAAAGUUCUAAUAGAAUCUGGAGCAGAUGUGAAUUUAAAAGAUAAUGCAGGUUGGACACCACUUCAUGAGGCAUCUAGUGAGGGAUCCAAUGAUAUAAUUAUAGAGUUGCUAAAAGCUGGUGCUAAUGUUAAUUGUGAAAAUUUAGAUGGGAUUCUGCCCUUACAUGAUGCAGUUGCAAACAAUCAUCUAAAGGCAGCUGAGAUUCUUCUACAACAUGGAGCAGACCCUAAUCAAAAAGAUCAAAACCAAAAAACUGCUUUGGAUGAAGCUGAUGAUAUAAAGAUGGAAGAGCUGCUAAAAUCUUAUGGUGCUAUAGAAACUGAUAAUAGAGAUGAGACUAAUGCUGUUGUUACUGAAAAAAUUCCUGCUGUUCGAUCAAAAAGAAAUAAGCAGUGUUUUUGUGAUGAUUGCAAAACUGUUGAUCUGUCUUCUCUUGCACGCCAAAAAAAGCCAAGAGAAAGCCAUCCUGUGCAUCAGACCAUCAGUGCCAUUCUACAAGAUGUAGAAGAAAAGCAAGAAAAUUUGCUGGAGUUUGAAAUAAGAACCCCUGAAGAUGCAGAACAAUAUAUUGAAAAGAUGUUAGAGAUAAAAGAGGUUAUGAACAGCAUACUUGCCAAACAGAAGGCAGAGAGAGAUGAUCUGGCUAAAAAAUACAGGGUAUCCAUAGAAUCAUUUAAGCAUGGAGUCCUGAGAGAACAACUGUCUAACCUGGCCACAAGACAGAAGAGUCUUCUUGUUGUUGCAAAAAAACAGAAAAAAAUAAGUCUGAAAAUUCAAAACUAUAAGAAUAUUACAUCACUAUCUGAUUUUAGUUUGAGGAAGCUGUCAUCCAGCUCCGAAAUCUCAAGUGAAAAUGCCAUUCAAGAACUUACCAGUCUGGAAAAUUCAGUGCAGCCUCAGUCGUGUUCAAUUUCUCCCAUCAGCCUUGUUCAUGGAAACAUUCAAGAAACACAGUUGACUCUGGAAAUGAGGGACAGCCAAAAUACCAGCACUCCUCUAAAUAUGGAGAUAGUGAGAAGGACGGACUUUCCUGGAAAUGAGCUGAAUUCUAAACAAGAUGUCAAUAACUGUUCCUCGGAUGGGUUAUCAAAAUCCAGAGAGUCAGUUGGUACUAAAAAGAUUAAAUUACCAUCCAAACCUGUUGCUUUCACUGCUCGAGCAGAAUGUUCACAUGACAAAAUUACAGAAACUAUAGCCAAAGAGCAUGAAUCCUGUGGUCCUUCAUCAGUAACUGGCACAUUAAAUAAUUCAGAAACUGCAAGCCUACUUGCCCAAAAUGACCAUUCAUCAACUGUUAUUUGUAAUCAGGCUUUUUCCAAUUGUGGCCGUAAAAGAAUGAACAGGAAAAAAACUUCCCAGCAACCCUCAAGGGGGACAUCAGAACACUUGGCACAUCGAAUGAUUGCUGCCUUACCUAGUGAUACUGAGCAUCAGAUCAAACCACAUUUUAAAAAGUCAGCUUUUUCUAUUUCACAUGCAAAUGACAGCCAGCGCUGCUUCUCUGGGUCAGACCCUCAGCAUACUAUUAACAAAUCUUUAAACCAUAGCACAAUACCUAAAAAGAAACGUAUGAAACGUAUGCAAAUAAAGGAUCUGAUAUUACUAGGAAGAAUUAAUCCAGGAAAUAACAUUCUGGAAUUCAAAACACAGGAAACUACCCACAAAGCCAGUAUUUUGUUGAGUGGUAAAAUUAAGGUAGAAAAUGGUCAGAUAUAUCAAAACCCAGUCACCUGGCUCAAGGAUGUCCUAGGAAGCAACAGUUGUGUGACCUGGAACUAUGCUUGGAGUAAGGUAACAUAUCUUGGGAAGGAGCUUUUAAAGUAUGUUUCUGAAGAGGAGCCCACAUCUCCAGAACUAAACUUGGCACCUCAGCAAGAUCAGCCUUGCCUUCCAGAAAUUUCUGGAGAGUCAAUGCAAAGCAUCCCACAUUAUCUACAAAUAAAUGAAAUACUAUUAAUCAGUGAUCAAGAGUUUCUCCCAUGCCAUGUCAUGGAUCAGCACUGGAAGUUCUAUGUGGAAUGUGAGGAGCUAACACUCUAAUGCCUUGUUUUCUUAAUAAUUUAUUAAGAUGUUCAUAUUAUUAGCCAACAUCCAUAUUUUAUCUUGUGUGGUCUGAUAGACCUAUUUGAUCACAGACUAUGGAUUCCUACUUGUGAGGUGUGUUUAUUUUAUGAAAAAAGUGUAACUCUUCAACUCUUAUAUUAAUACUUUUGGCAUUGAAAUAAAGGCAUUUUUGAA
Messenger RNA from Talpa occidentalis (Iberian mole), 6031 nucleotides. It is a transcript of the gene ANKRD31, whose product is annotated as ankyrin repeat domain 31. Gene Ontology annotation, molecular function: protein binding. The record is from RefSeq and is a predicted model, not a curated record. Lineage: Eukaryota; Metazoa; Chordata; Mammalia; Eulipotyphla; Talpidae. Bases 155 to 5833 code for a protein of 1892 amino acids. The transcript has 25 exons.